This is a messenger RNA of Thamnophis elegans (Western terrestrial garter snake), 2541 nucleotides long. RefSeq names its product vomeronasal type-2 receptor 26-like. Gene Ontology annotation, cellular component: membrane. The record is from RefSeq and is a predicted model, not a curated record. Gene Ontology annotation, molecular function: G protein-coupled receptor activity. Lineage: Eukaryota; Metazoa; Chordata; Lepidosauria; Squamata; Natricidae. The transcript is spliced from 6 exons. Gene Ontology annotation, biological process: G protein-coupled receptor signaling pathway. Bases 1 to 2541 code for a protein of 846 amino acids.
AUGCUGACAAAAUGCCCAUUGAAGGUGAUAAUAGAAGAAAAGAAGGAGUUCAAUUACUACAAGCCAGGAUACUACCUGAUUAGUGGAAUAACGUCAGGAAUGAUUUCUCAACUCUACCCAUAUAUUUUCUCCAAGCCGCCAACCCACCGAUUGAAAACGGAGUUGACCAGCUUCUACCACAUCCUGCCCUUUCUUUUGACUGUUCGUGAGAUCAACCAGAAUCCAAAGCUCUUACCCAACAUCACCCUGGGUUACAAUAUCUAUGAUAAUUUUUUUAAUGCAAGGAUACUAUAUGAGGCCAUGCUGGACUUGCUGUCUACAGGGCAAGAGAAUGUCCCAAACUACAGAUGUGGAAGACAAAGGAACCUGCUGGCAGUUCUUGAAGUGAUGGAUUCUGAACGGUUUGAUCAUAUUUCUACUGUCUUGAGCAUCUAUAAAAUUCCACAAAUCAACUAUGGUGCUAUCAGCCACAUUCCUGAGAAAAAUCAUCAUUUCCCUUUUUUCUACCGAGUGACCCCUAAACAAGAACCUCCUAACUCAGCCAUUGUCCAAAUGCUCCUGCAUUUCCGGUGGACGUGGAUCGGCCUCCUUUCUCAGGACAAUGAAAGAGGAGAAAACUUUAAGAGAAGCUUGGAAACUCUAGCUGUAAAAAAUGGGGUUUGCAUUGUCCUCUCAGAAACCAUCCCUGCAACAAAUAUGGAUAUAAGUUUUGGAAAAAUGUUCAUGAAAAGAAAAAGGCAAAAGCUUUUUUCUCUUAUCAACAGUCAAAUAAAAAUUAUAGUUUGGCAACUGGAUUUUCAGGCCACAACAAUACUAGCAGGAUUAAUACAAACGUCUGGAAGGAAGAAUGCAUCCGUUGCGGGGAAAGUGUGGAUUGCUACAACUUUGACAGAUAUAAGUAUAACAAUGUUUUACUACGUGGUGGAUCUCCAACAUAAACAUGCUUUGCUUUCCUUCCUCACCCAGACAAAGGCAAGGAAACCAUACCAUGACUUUAAUUCAUAUUCUUCUGCUCUCUUUCAAUUUGGAAAGGAAGCGUUCCUGUGUUCCUACACAAAGGCGGUGAAGUCUAAGAAAGUUUGGGAAAGAUGCCAAGAAAAAGAGAACUGGGAAUUCCCGCUCCAUGAUGUGGUUGCAAGAAUGCAGUCUGAGGAUGCCACCGCUAUUUCCAAAGCAAUCCGAGCUGUGUCCUUGGCCCUCAAUGCUGCCUUUUCCUCCCAACUGAGUAAAAGGAGGAUGCAUGUUGGAGACCAUCAGUCACCUCAGAUUUUGCAGCCAUGGCAGCUUCAUCAGUUCAUGAGAAACUUCCAGCUUCAGAAUAUUUCUGGGGACAGAGUUUAUUUGGAUGAAAAUGGAGUUCCUGCUGCUGACUUUCACAUCAUCCACUGGACAGUUUUUCCUAACAAGUCUACUGCUGGGGUGGAGGUUGGAAGUGUAGAAAGAGAAGCCUCCUCAGAAGUCAAGGUCUCCAUCAAUCAGAGCGCUAUCCAAUGGCCAACAUCAUUUCACAAGAUGGUGCCUUCUUCGAGAUGUGCAGAAAGUUGUUAUCCAGGAUAUGCCAAGCUCAUAAGAGAAGGAGCACCAAUUUGCUGCUAUGACUGUUCUCUGUGUAUGGAUGGAACUUUCUCUAUGCAAGAAGAUGCAGCCCAUUGUGAAAAGUGUCCAGAUGACCAGUAUUCCAAUAAGAAGCGAGAUCAGUGUGUCCCCAAAAGUAUAAGCUUCUUAUCCUAUGAAGAAUUAUUGGGAUACAUCCUGGCUUUUAUUGCCAUUGCUUUGUCCCUAACCACCGCCUUUAUUCUGGGAAUCUUCAUUAAAUACCGAGAAACUCCCAUAGUCAAAGCUAACAACCGGGACCUUACCUACCUCCUCCUGGUUUCACUCCUACUUUCUUUCUUGACCUCCCUUCUGUUUAUUGGUCAUCCCAAGAAAGUGACCUGCCUUCUUCGUCAAGUCACCUUCAGUUUCGUUUUCUCAGUUGCCGUCUCUUCCUUGCUGGCAAAGACUAUUAUGGUGGUAGUUGCAUUUUUGGCUACAAAGCCAGGAAGCAGGAUGAGAAAAUGGCUAGGGAAAACUCUGGGGAACUCCAUUGUCUUGUCCUGUUCUGGAUUUCAAGUGGGAAUCUGCAUGAUAUGGCUAGGAAUCUUUCCCCCAUUCCCAGAUUCUGACUUUCUUUCCCAACCAAGACACAUCCUGCUGCAGUGCAAUGAAGGCUCAGUCUCCAUGUUCUAUUCUGUCCUUGGCUAUAUGGGCUUUUUGGCUGCCAUCUGCUUCGUGGUGGCUUUUUUGGCCCGAAAACUGCCAGGGACUUUCAAUGAAGCCAAGUGGAUCACCUUCAGCAUGCUGGUCUUCUGCAGUGUUUGGAUCUCCUUUGUCCCCACCUACCUGAGUACCAAAGGGAAAUAUAUGGUGGCUGUGCAGAUCUUCUCCAUCCUGGCCUCCAGCCUGGGUUUACUAGGCUGCAUCUUUGUCCCCAAAUGCUACAUCAUUAUUCUAAAAUCUGAAUUGAACACCAAGGAGCAUCUAAUACAAAAAAGAGAAUGA